Molecule: messenger RNA, 1356 nt
Organism: Necator americanus (New World hookworm)
Lineage: Eukaryota; Metazoa; Nematoda; Chromadorea; Rhabditida; Ancylostomatidae
Exons: 11
Coding region: 1-1356 (451 amino acids)
Biological process (GO): transmembrane transport
Cellular component (GO): membrane
Molecular function (GO): transmembrane transporter activity
Source: RefSeq, a predicted model, not a curated record
AUGGAUAUUCGAAACUACAUAUAUAUUCCCGCAUGUCUCUAUAGCAUGACCGGUUCCAUGUUCCUGCCUGUAGUACAAUCCAUGGUUUAUCAAAAGGUAUGCAUGCUACUUUCGAAUGAAACUGGGAUCUAUGACUGUGUUAAUGCAGUUUCUGCAGCGUCAAAAAAUCAACGGAUCCAAACAGAAGCAAACAGGAUUGUUCUUACUGCUUCCAUCUGCAUAUGUACGACUGGUGUCCUGACUUCGCGUUUUAUUGGCAGCAUAAGCGACAAAAAGUCUCGAAAAAUAUCUAUGUUGAUACCGUAUGUUGGUCUUCUUAUUGCGGACGUGUCACUAUUAUUACAAGCGCUAUUCUUUAACUCCUCGCCAUACCUUUUUCCUUUGUCAGAACUCAUUUUUGGAUGCUUUGGAGGAUAUAUGGGGAUUAUAUCAACUUCUUUUGCUUAUCUCACUUCUAUACCAGGCGUCACAAUGAAAGAACGAAGCAAAUCGAUUGCUCGACUUGAAGGAGCCCUAGGUGUUGGAGGAAUCUUGGGAUUUUUGAUUUCUUCUCAACUGCGGACGAUUACUUAUGUCAAUACUUAUUUGUUCUUCAUUUUUGUUCAUGUAUUUUGUUUUUGCUAUAUUGCACAAAUGAAGAAUCAUGACGUUAGAACAAAUCGGAAAUCAUCAGCCGACUUCAAGCUGUUUCCUUCACUGCUUCUUUCUCGUGUAAAACUUUGCGAAUUUCGUUUGCUGUUGUGCUAUAUCGCCUUUGGAGCGUCAUAUUUCGCUCUGAUUGGAUCUUCACAUAUUCUGUUCUUUUACCUAAAGCAGCGAUUUUACUGGGAUGCAGAGUUCUACGGGUAUUUGCGUGCACUUACGCAAUUUUCUUCCACAGUAAUGGCACUUUUUGUAUAUCCGUUGUGCAAAUCUUAUGCUGUUCGUGACGGGACGUUGGUGCUUGUUGGUUUGGCUGCACGCAGCCUUGGGAGAGCAUGGUUGGCAGUGGCGUGGAAUGGAGCAAGCGUUUUUGGAGUCAUUCCAUUCGAAAUGUUUGCUCGAUUUCCGGCAACUGGCCUUCGUUCGCUCAUUUCGAACAAUGUGCCUCCGGAAGAACGAGGAUCUGCUUUUGCAAUAGUCGCAAUUCUUGAAGGAGGAUGCAAAUUGGUUGCGGCUGUCUUCUUCCAUCUUUUGUUCCCCUGGUCGAUUUCAUUCAUGCCACAGUUGUCUUUCGUGGUGAUGGCAGCACUUAUUGUGCCUCCCACCAUCCUUUUCUGGUGCUACAAGAAUGAGCUGGAACAGAAUGAGGAUGCUGUCAACGAAGAGGAAACGUUGAAUAAGUCACCAUCUAAUGAAGAAAUUAAUUCUCCGUGA